CUUUUAUAUUAGUGAUGGUAACCCUGUAUUCUCAUAAAAGUUGUGUCUUAAUUUUUUUUGUUGAAAGUUACACGAAAUUAAUCGAAUUUAUGAAGAAAAUUGGGAAAAGGAGUAUUAUUUAUCUGUCAAGUACUGCAAAAAAGCCUUAAGAAACUCAAAUUCUUCAGUUUGGUAGAUAAUUACUUGCUCUUUUACGAUGGCAGCCUAAGGUUGGAAUAAGCCAUACAACCGCCAUUUUAAGAUUCUCUAUUGGUAUAUGCACAACACAGAACGAAUAAUUACCAGUGGAUAUUUUAGUAACAUGUCUUUAAGUAAAACAGUGGGUGGCCUUAAUAAAGGCAAUGCAAAAGAAAAAGAACGAUCUACAGGAAAAGAGUCGAACAACUUGGUUGUUCGCAUAGAUCAAGAUUCAGAUAAUAAUCUGCAAGCCCUAUUUGAUAGCGUUUUAAAUCCAGGAGAAUCAAAACGUCCACUACAAGUGCCUUUUCGUAUGCGUCAACUACCAGAAUCGUUUUUCAAGCCACCUGCAACGACGUCGAGGUCACCAUCUGUAGCACAUUCACGCGCUAAUAGCGCUGAUUCUGCUUAUGACACUGGCUCGCAGCCCAAUGUUAGCCAAGGAAAUAUUUCCACGAGCUCUAUAGCCGCAGUUCCGGCUACAAUAACACAGCCACAAGUAGCAGCAAAUAGACUGGCUAUUUCUCAUUCGCGUGCGCAUAGUAGCCCAGCUUCACUUCAACAAACAUAUAAUGUACAUAUAGGUAACGUAAUGGAAGCAGGUGCAUGCUUGCAGGAUGGCAUUGGACCUGUCUAUACAUCAAACGCCUUACAAUUUCCUCCAGGCGUUAAUGCUGGGUCGGGAGUCCGAAUGGAUCAAGUCGACCAGUCAGUGACUAAAGAUGGAUCGAAUGCAAUUCAGACAUUUCAUAUGAAACAACGUUCAUAUGAUGUUGUCAGUACUAUACAGUUACAAAAUGAACUAGGACCAUUGCCUCCGGGAUGGGAGCAAGCAAAAACUAAUGAUGGUCAGAUUUAUUAUUUAAACCACACAACAAAAACGACGCAGUGGGAAGAUCCAAGGAUCCAAUUAAAACAGCAGUUAUUUCAAGAAGGACUUCCACAUAGUGUAAAUUUGAAAAAUAAAGAAUCUGUCAAUUUGGCUGAAAACUUGGGACCACUCCCGGAGGGAUGGGAGCAAGCAUACACAGAAUCUGGAGACGUAUACUUUAUAAACCAUGUAAACCGAACAACGUCUUGGAAUGAUCCCCGAAUACCCGAUUUUUUACAAAAACCAGUAAAAUCACAAAAACCGGGUCCAUCAUGGCUGAACAUUCAACAAAUUGAUAAGGAGCAGGACUAUUUUAAACAAAGUUCCGAACAGAGUUCUUUGACUAGACAAAAUGGAAGUCUUCAAAUGGACCCAUUUUUGUCCGGAGACAAUCACGCACGGCAAGAAUCAAGUGAUAGUGGUUUGAGCUUGUCUUCAAAUACGUUUUCCGCUACGACAGACCUUAUGCCGAACAUUGAUGAUAGUAUGGAUUGCAUAAGUGAAUCAGGUAGCCUUAAUGCUUUAAGUGGUAUCGAUUGCCCGGAUAAUCUCGUGUCGUCAUUACAGCUCGAGGACAACAUAUGUAAUGAAAUGUUCAGCGACGUGCAUAGCAUGUUGAAUGCAUCUGCAACGAAGCCUGAUACUUUGGACUGGUAUAAGAUAAAUUAAACUUCAUAAGAGCAUGAAUUAGAUUUGUAUAACAAAGUAUCAAAUGUUUCGUCCUUUUUGGUUAAACAAUUUUUAUCAACAUAAUUUCAGCCGUAAACAACUGAUGUUAAACAUUAAGAUUAGUUUGAAAAUAAAUAUAACUUUAUAACAAAACUCGAGAAA
Messenger RNA from Rhagoletis pomonella (apple maggot), 1879 nucleotides. RefSeq names its product transcriptional coactivator yorkie (gene yki). Gene Ontology annotation, molecular function: transcription coactivator activity; protein binding. The coding region runs from base 257 to 1717 and encodes 486 amino acids. Gene Ontology annotation, cellular component: cytoplasm; nucleus. The transcript has 7 exons. Gene Ontology annotation, biological process: positive regulation of transcription by RNA polymerase II; hippo signaling. NCBI's taxonomy places the organism in Eukaryota, Metazoa, Arthropoda, Insecta, Diptera, Tephritidae. The record is from RefSeq and is a predicted model, not a curated record.